AUGGACGCGGAUACCAUCGAGCGAUGGCUGCUCGGCGCGGCGGACCGCAUCUGGAGCGGAACGGACGGGGUGCGUCCUCUCCCGAGCGCAUCGGAGCGGCUGGGCACGAACGGGUGCACCGCGUACAGCGUGUUCAGCAGGACGAUCGUCACGAACGAUGAGGAGGAGUUCAGCCUGCGCGCGGAGGACCGCAUCGGCUCCCUGUCGCGGCACCUGGCGCCUUCUGGCGCGCAGCUGCAUGAGACGACGGAGGCGUCGCCCGCGGCCAGGCGGGAGCAGGACAGCGACGACAACAAGACCAUCGUCGUGCUGCUCCACGGGCUCGCGCGCACGUCCCGCUGCAUGCGCCCUAUCGCCCACUACCUGUGGAAGGAAGAGGGCUGGAGUGCCAUCUGUGUCGGGUACCCUUCGCGCAGGUACCGGUUGAGCGAGCUGGUGUCUCGCGUGGACGCGUUGAUCCGCGAGGAGCUCGCCACGAUGGGCGUGGAGUUGCUGGAGGACAGGCGGCCCAAGGGCGGGGCCAGGCUGCUGGGCGUGACGCACAGCCUCGGCGGAAUCAUCAUCCGGCACCUGAGCCAGAAGCUCCACUUCGAGCGCAUCUGCAUGCUCGCGCCGCCGAACCAGGGAAGCACCGUCGCCCGCCAGCUCCUCGCCCGCGGCGCUCUGCUCUCCUCCGCCGUCGAGCGCCUCUACGGGCCCGUCAUCCACGACCUCGCGGCGCCGCACGACGAGGCGCAGCAGUGGCCCGUCCCGCCGUGCCCCGUGGGCAUCAUCAUGGGCACCAGGCGCACGAACGCGGUCCCGACGUCGUGGGUGACCACGUACCUCGACAUGUUCCAAGGCCACGUGUCAGACGGGACCGUCACGCUCAUCGAGGGCCACCUCGGGAAGCUCCAGUGCCUGCCGCGCACGCCGCGCCCGUCGGCGAACGAGGACGACGCCGGCAGCGACCGGGGGGAGUCACGGGGGGAGUCGGUGCGCGUCAGCGGGACGUCCAAGUCGCGCGCGCCGCGGGACGCGUCGCCGCCGUCGUCCCCGAACGACAGGCCGCGCGGGCGCUCGAGCGAGCGCGCGUCCGUGCGCGAGCGCAAUCGCGGGCGCUCGCUGCGCGCGCCCAAGGCGGCAGCAUCGCACGUGUCGUGCCUGUCCUUUCUGUCCGACUCGGCGUCGGAGUCGGACGGCGACGGCGCGGGCGGACACCACCGCGUGUGGGACGAGGCGCGGAUGGACCUGGGGGACCUGGAAUCGUACCGCGGGGCCCUCGCCGUGCGCACGCGUGGGCAGGAGGCGCAGAUGGUCACCGUAGACGCGACGCACACCUUCAUCAUGGCGGACCCGAAGGUCCACGAGCUGGUUCUGGCCUUUUUGAAGCGCGGGACCUUCUCGCACGUGCACCCGGAGGUCGUCCCGCGUAAGAGCCACGACAGCGACGUGUUUUUCUCGGCAGCGUCGGCGCCGCGGCGGUCGGUCGAGCUGCGCGCGGUGGGGGGCGCGGAGGACAGCUGGGAGCCGCGCGGGCUCGAGAAGGUCACGACGAUCGCGAAGGCGAAGCUCGGGGAGCUGCGGGAGCGGCGCGAGGCUCGGGUGGCGCGGCGCGGGCACAAAAAGGCGCGCCGGAAGACGCAGAAGAGCCUGCGGUCGCGGAGGUUCUUCGACGCGAUCGAGGAGGGGGUCUCCGACAGCGACAACGCGCGCGCGGGGGGCGCGAGCUUCUCGGAACGCCGCAGGGAGUCAGUUGGCGCGGGCGUCUCGCCGCUGGCCCCGCAGGCGACAAUCAAGAAGAAGCCAGCGCGGCCGCCAUGGACGCUGAUUGGCGCAGUGUCGCGGCUGCGUGCCUACGUGCCGUCGUUCCGGCUCGUGCCGUCGCGCAGCCAGGCCGCGCUGCCUUCGGCGCCCUCGACGCAGCGCAACGGCACCGUGGCGUCCUCGUCCGCGCGCGCACCGGCGGCGCACAGCAGAUCGCUGCUCGCGCGCCUGCGGUACGGCCUGGCGGACGCCAACCGCAAGAGCGACCGCGAGCGGGAGCCCGGGAGCACGCAGAAGCCGUUCCUGCGGAAGUCGCUGCGCGAGAGGUUCCGGCGCAGCCAGACCGGCGUGGCCAGUCAGACGGAAGGGGGGAGUCGGGCCGAGGUCGGACAAUGCGACGCCGACACCCCCAGCGGUGCGAAAAGGGCGUCGGACGGCUCCGGCGGCGCGCAGGAGGGCCCGCGCGGGCCCGCGGAGCAGCCCCGGCGAGCGACGGGAAGCGAGAGCGAGCUGCGCGCUAGCAGCGGCACCAGCGACGGCUGCAGCGCCAGCAUCGUGACGGAGUCGCCGGACGAGCGGUCGGGGGACAGCAGCAGCGAUAGCGACGGCGCGGCGCGCGCCGACGUGCGGCUGCGGGACACGGCGCGGCGGAAAAGUGCCCUGGAGGUGGCGGGGGUGUCGACGCCGCCGCCGGGCGGCGGCGAUGGGUCGCAGCGCGGGGCAAGGGGCGCGUCGCUGCACGAGGGCUCCGCGGGGCGCGAGCGGGCGGCGGAGGACCGAGGAGGGGGGGUAUUGGUGUCGAUGUGGCAACGGGUGCAGUCCCUGGUGUCAGACACAGAAGGUGGCAACUGA
This is a messenger RNA of Pedinophyceae sp. YPF-701, 2598 nucleotides long. NCBI's taxonomy places the organism in Eukaryota, Viridiplantae, Chlorophyta, Pedinophyceae. The record is from the annotation of a GenBank genome assembly.